Vicia faba (fava bean) is the source of this 429-nucleotide messenger RNA. Lineage: Eukaryota; Viridiplantae; Streptophyta; Magnoliopsida; Fabales; Fabaceae. The record is from the annotation of a GenBank genome assembly.
AUGAAAUUGGAACCUCCGUCUGUGCUCUUGAAACCACGACAGCGAUCCACUCCCGCUCUCAUCUUCCUUGACUUCGCCGCCGUCUCUCUGUGCUCCCGUGCGCCGUCUUCUCUUCUUCUCCGAUCAUCGAUGAUUCCGUCACGGUGGUCGUUUAAAUGCCUUGCCGUUUCAGUUUGCUUCCUCACACAUCUGGUUUGUCUCAAAUUUCGUCUGCCUCUGUUCGUGACUUCGACUCAUGAUGCAAUAGCCUCACUAUUUCAAACAUUCUCCGGCGCCCCUUCAAAGCUUUACCGAAACCAACAAGUUCAAAUACAAAUCACCGAGAGUAGGAUGAAUGUUGUUCUGCAGCGACUCAGAGGUGAAUCGGUGAUGAGGUUGUUGCAUUCCGCGUUCUUGUUGAUGAAGCAGAGAAGAUUACAGUGCUUAUGA